AUGUUCGUCCUGGACUCCUCCGACAACAUAACGCCUGAUGAAUAUGCUAAUUUAAAGGAAGGAAUCAGCACACUGAUUGAUGAAGCAUUCGAUUUGUCACCAGACAUUGUUCGCGUCGGAUUUGUUGAAUACAGGUAUUCAUUUCUUGCACAAUUUUCAUGA
This is a messenger RNA of Gongylonema pulchrum, 162 nucleotides long. NCBI's taxonomy places the organism in Eukaryota, Metazoa, Nematoda, Chromadorea, Rhabditida, Gongylonematidae. The record is from the annotation of a GenBank genome assembly.